AUGACAGACACGCCCGCGCCGCCGUCGACGCAGGCACCACUUCCCAGUCAGACCGUUCCACCUGCGCCCGUGGAUACGGUUGUCAAAGAUGACCCGACUAUUGCCCCGACCGUGGAGCAGACGGAGGAAGAGCCUUACACCAUCAAGUGUAUCUGCAACUUCUCUGACGAUGACGGAAACACAAUCUACUGCGAGACGUGCGAUACUUGGCAGCACAUUGACUGCUUCUAUCCUAACAACAGAGAUGAGGCUAUCCGAGAGGACUUUGCUCACUCUUGUGCAGAAUGCAAGCCACGACCCCUAGAUCGACAAAAAGCCAUCGAGCGAACCCUUCGACUGCGAAAUGCCAACAAUAUUUUAGAAGCACAGAAGGAACCCCUGGACAAGAAGACGAAGCGACCUCCGACCAAGGGCGCCAGAAAGAAACCGAAGCCUAACGACCUACAAUUAAAUGGCCACCUUGAAAACGGCAAACUAGCCAGCCCCCCUCCCCCUUCCUCGAAGAAAGCGAAAUCCGCACACCGCCCUUCGCACUCUGUCAGUUCCCAGCCGUCGAAGCGAAGCCCUUCGUACGGUCAAAACUCGCGAUCGAAUCCCGCCCAUCCUCCCAGUCCCGCCACAACGCCCCCUGAUCUCCCCAAUGAUUUUCAGAUUCAUCACUACUCCGCUGGAUUUUACUCCCUCUAUAAUGAGCAAGAGGUCCCCGAUACACAUAAUAAUGCCUUUGCCAGUCUAGCUAUUCCCACAGCACUUUCACGAUGGUUGCGAGAUCCCGAUACGAUGAAGCAAGAGGUGGGCAGGACCCGUGCAGAAGUCUUUCAAGAUGAGCCACCCAACGUGGAUCAGAUGAGGCCAAAGCUAGAGGUAAAUGAUACCACCCGAUCAGUGGAGCCUGGAACAACCCUUCGAUGGCGCUGUAUCGAAUCGACAACAGCAAUCGAAAAGGAUGUUGCCUUAAUCGAGCUGAAUGGCGAAAUUGGCUUUCAAAAGGACUAUUGCGCUAAUCCUGUCAACCUCUGGGCUGACCUCUCUUGCCCGCUCCCUUUUGUCUUCUUCCACCCUAGUUUACCGCUGUACAUUGACACCAGAAAAGAAGGCUCUCUGGCGAGAUAUGUGCGGAGGAGCUGCAAGCCAAAUGCUCAGCUGGACACGUAUUUGUCUGGGGGGUCAGAAUACCACUUUUGGCUUGUCAGCGACCGAUAUAUCCCUGCCAAGGAACAAAUUACAUUACCUUGGGAUUUCCGACUGGAAAAGAGUGUGCGGGACAGGUGGCUUCAUUUACUGGGAUUGAGCGAUGACGACUCUGCGGCUCAGGACGAGCCAGAGUUGGACUCGGCUGAAUAUACAGCCAUUUCUAACUGGAUCGACCGAAUAUUAUCUGAAUACGGUGGCUGUGCCUGCGAUCUGGAGAAUAAUUGUGCCUUUGCCCGUUUUCAUCGGCACUAUAUUUUUGGCAGAAAUCAAAGCAAAGGUGGAAAGAAGAAGUCUCGAAAGCCCCGUAAUCACACUAUCUCGCCCACUAGCACUGGUCACGCUACCAAUAGCAGAGCUGCCAGUGAGGGAAAUAUUGACGAAGGAGCCGAUGAUGUCAAAGCUGAAGGAGGGUCGCGCAGUAAAACUCCAAGUCGUGACCGCACGCCAGUGGGGUCUUUCGAUCAACUUGGAAUACUAACUGAGCCAACGGAUAGAGACAAGAGGAAAGUAGCCAUGGUGGAAGAUUCAUUCCGUCGAAUGGAACAACAGCAACCGCCAAGGAAAAAGAAGCGCGUCUCUGAUGGGACAACGUCCUCAUCGAAAUCAAAGUCAAGGAAUGGUUCAGCGGGUCCACCUGGGCAGUACGUUGACGCAGGUACAUCUCGCAGCAAGUCUGGCUCACCGGCUACCGGAAGGUCGCCAAGCAUCGGAUAUCCAAAGGCAUCGGGCAAGCCUUGUCCAUCUACAUCGGGCUCCAGGCAGACUUCGGCAGGUCCCCGCGCAAUGUAUUGCGAUGCAGCCGUACAAACAGACCCCGUCGAGGGCCAUUGGAUAAGCGAAUCCUGCAAUCUAACGCCGAUUAAGAAGAAAAUUAUCUCGCUUUCGAAGAGAUUGAUGAAUAACCGACGCCAAAGUCUAAUCACUGAGGAGGAGAGGAAAAGAAGUUGUUUGACAAGCCAAUCAUGCAGUGUCUCAGCUAUGGAGCUGGACUCGCCUAUCAGCGAACAUCGACCCUCGGUCGCUAGCACUGGCUCUGAUGUAACAUCACCGACGUCGCACACGACCGAUACCAAUUUGGCUGAAAUACCUCAGAGUAUAGUAUUGAAUGGCACGACGAUAGAAACGAGCAAGAUGAAAGUGCUAGAUCUUCGUGUACAGUUGCCUCCAGUACCUGCGUUUGACAGUACGGGGCUAGCUGCGUCAACUACGGCUACUCCUCUAUCAGCAGCAAGUUCUGCAGCGCUAUCCCCGUUUGGAACUACAAGCGCCUCCAAUUCUUUUGCUGUAGGGUCGAUCAAUGGUAUCGCGGCAGCCCCGAGUCCUGUCAAAAAGAAAUUGAGCCUCAGCGAUUACAAGAGUCGACUAAACAAGGCGGCAGGCAAAGUCGCGGGAGGAUCAACUCUCUUGAAACCAGGCCUCGCCAGUCCUGAGGACGUUCAGGUGGAAAUGACGAUGGACCCUCAGCCAUUGGACAAGACCGAUGACCCAACACCAGCAGUGAACGGGGCCUGA
Molecule: messenger RNA, 2706 nt
Organism: Metarhizium brunneum ARSEF 3297
Lineage: Eukaryota; Fungi; Ascomycota; Sordariomycetes; Hypocreales; Clavicipitaceae
Gene: SET4
Product: SET domain-containing protein 4
Biological process (GO): regulation of DNA-templated transcription
Cellular component (GO): Set3 complex; Rpd3L-Expanded complex
Source: RefSeq, a predicted model, not a curated record